GUAGGUGCGCGUGCUGGCAAAGGCAGGAAGAGGAGGGAGGCGCCCGCCAUGCAGGGCCCGCUGCUCCCCGCCUCGGCCUCCCGCCCGCCGCCCCCGCGGCACGGCCAGCCGCAGCCCCUGUGAGGAGGAAGAGGCGGCAGCGACGGCGGUGAACGAGGCGCCGCCCCCUCGGCGAGCUCGGCGACCUGGCGGCCCCGGCAGGACCCAUGGCGGAUCCCACGGCCGCACCGUCCCUGCGGGAAGGCGGCUCCCGCGCGCCGCGGGCCUCGGCGCCCUCGCCGCCGCCACCGCCGCGUUCGCGCUCGGGCUCCGAGUCGGAGGAGGCCGAGCUAUCGCUGAGCCUGGCCCGCACCAAGACCCGCUCGUACGGCAGCACGGCCAGCGUGCGGGCGCCGCUGGGCGCCGGCGUCCUCGAGCGCCUCGUGGAACACCGGGUUCGCGCCGGUGACACGCUGCAGGGCAUCGCGCUCAAGUACGGAGUCACGAUGGAGCAGAUAAAAAGAGCCAAUAAACUGUUUACCAAUGACUGUAUAUUUCUGAAGAAAACUUUGAACAUCCCAAUUAUAUCAGAGAAGCCUUUGGUGUUUAAUGGCCUUAACUCCAUUGAUUCUCCGGAAAAUGAAACUGUUGAUAGCAGUUUUGCUCCGGAGGAGCUGCCAGUGGGGGUGGAGGAAGACUUCCCUCCUCCCAGUCCCCAAGAGCCCGACGUUCAGCCUGGGGAGCCCGAAGACGUGACCGCCAGGGAUUUCCUGCGGAGACUUGACCAGCAGAUUAAGUUAUCGACACAGGCAGCCAAGAAACUAAAAGAAGAAAGCAGAGAUGAAGACAGUCCCUAUGCAAGUUCUCAUUAUCACAGUUAGGUGGCGAGGGCCAGCGCUGUCCCCUGGAUUAAGCGAUGGUUGGACCACAAGGAACCCAACAGCUGAAGAGUCCGACUCGUCCGUUUGGAUUCCCUUGGUCUGCGAAGUUGCUCCGCCUUCUGCAGUUACGCUCAUGUAGUGCCCUCUGGCUUUCCACACGUUGAUGUGUUCUUUAGAGCAUGAUCGCAGUUGUAUCCUCCAGCUCAUCACUUCUGCAGGGGUGCUAGUUCUAGACGAGCUUUUGUAGGUACCGGUUGAUAUAAAGCAUCAAAGACUAU
Molecule: messenger RNA, 1138 nt
Organism: Ochotona princeps (American pika)
Lineage: Eukaryota; Metazoa; Chordata; Mammalia; Lagomorpha; Ochotonidae
Gene: LYSMD2
Product: LysM domain containing 2
Exons: 3
Coding region: 207-860 (217 amino acids)
Source: RefSeq, a predicted model, not a curated record